UGUCAUUAACGUCAGAUUUGUUGUUUCGCUGUUUGAUCGGUCGUUUCAUGCCGCUAAUUUUUACAUACAAAAUUUAGCGCGUGGAUUUACUGAGACUGAGCACGUUUUUCAGUUGUUAUUAAAACUUUUGUAUCCUUUAGUGAUAUUGGCGAGACUCUUAAAAUGGAAUUUCUCGAAUAUAAUGAUGUGCAAGCUGAGAUCAAAGGCGCAAUGGUUCCUGGAAGGUUGAAGAUGACGGACCAGAACAUAGUGUUUAAGAACAGCAAGACUGGCAAGGUGGAACAGAUUCCUGCUAACGAGAUAGAAUUGGUUAACUUCCAGAAGUUCAUUGGAUCUUGGGGCUUGAGAGUGUUCUUGAAGAAUGGCACAUUACACAGAUAUGGUGGCUUCAAAGAAGGGGAACAAGAGAAAGUGGCAAAGUUCUUCAAGACUAACUACAAUAAAGACAUGUUGGAGAAGGAGCUGUCUCUGAAGGGCUGGAACUGGGGCACAGCUAAGUUUAAUGGAGCAGUAUUGAGCUUCAAUGUUGGCACUAACACAGCGUUUGAAAUCCCGCUGCACUAUGUAUCACAAUGUAAUACAGGCAAGAAUGAAGUCACUCUGGAGUUCCAUCAGAAUGACGACACACCAGUAUCCCUCAUGGAGAUGCGCUUCCACAUCCCGACAAGUGAAGUGGGAGGCGACAUGGACGCGGUAGAGGCGUUCCACCAGCAAGUCAUGAACAAAGCCAGCGUCAUUUCCGUCUCCGGUGACGCCAUCGCCAUCUUUAGGGAGCUACAGUGUCUUACGCCUCGUGGUCGCUACGACAUCAAAGUGUUCCAGACAUUCUUCCAACUCCACGGUAAGACGUUUGACUACAAGAUACCGAUGUCGACAGUCUUACGUCUUUUCCUGUUGCCUCACAAGGACACCAGACAGAUGUUCUUUGUGGUGUCUCUCGACCCGCCCAUCAAACAAGGUCAGACGAGGUACCAUUACUUGGUACUGCUGUUUGGUAUUGAAGAGGAGACCAGUUUGGAACUGCCUUUUACUGAAGAAGAAUUAAAAGAGAAAUACGAGGGGAAGAUAAGCAAGGAACUGUCGGGGCCAACUUACGAGGUGCUGGCUAAAAUUAUGAAGGUCAUCAUUAACAGAAGAGUUACUGGCCCUGGAGACUUCUUAGGUCACCAUAAGACCCCAGCUAUAGCUUGCUCAUACAAAGCAGCGGCUGGGUACCUGUACCCCUUGGAGAAAGGCUUCAUCUACGUGCACAAGCCGCCCGUGCACAUCCGCUUCGAAGAGAUCGCGUCUGUCAACUUCGCCAGAGGAGGCGCUUCUUCUACCAAGUCGUUCGACUUCGAGAUCGAGCUGAAGCAGGGCAGCAUCCACACGUUCAGCAGCAUCGAGAAGGGCGAGUACGACAAGCUGUUCGACUACAUCACCUCCAAGAAACUGCAUGUCAAGAACACCGGCAAGAAUGACAAGGCGCUAUACGACGACGACUUCGGCGACUCGGACACGGAGAAGGAGCCGGACGCGUACCUGGAGCGCGUGAAGGCGGAGGCCAAGGAGCGCGACUCCGCCGACUCCGACGACGAGAGCACCGACGAGGACUUCAACCCCGACAAGGCCAAGGAGAGCGAUGUGGCUGAGGAAUACGAUACCAACCCGUCGUCAUCAGAGGAUUCCGAUGCGUCAGCCGCGUCGGACGACGAUGCUAAGAAGGAAAAGAAGAAGAAGGACAAACCCAAGAAAGCUAUUACUAUUUCGGAAGCCCCACGCAAACGCAAAGAAAAGUCGAAGAAACGCGAGAAGGACGUGAAUGCACCCAAGCGUCCCGCCACCGCCUUCAUGCUGUGGCUCAACGAGAACAGGAAGGGCAUCGUCGACGCCAACCCCGGGAUCAAGGUCACGGAAAUCGCUAAGAAGGGAGGAGAACUGUGGAGGGAUCUGAAGGAUAAGUCUGAAUGGGAAGAGAAAGCCGCAAAAUCGAAAGAAGAAUAUAACAUAGCGAUGAAGAAAUACAAAGACAGUGGUGCAGCCGAUGAAUUCAAACAGAAGAAGAAGCAAGCGGAGAAGGAACGCAAAGCCGCAGAGAAGAAGAGUAAAGCACCUUCUGCUAGUAAGAAGGCGAAGACUGCCAACGCCGGGGCCGGCAGUGGCGGAAAGUUUACCAGCAAAGAGUAUAUCGAAGAUGAUGAUAGCUCUUCUGAUUCUGAUAAGGAAAAGGAUAAGAAGAAGAAGGAUACUAAAGAUAGCAAAGACUCAAAGAAGGAGAAAGCAAAGAGUUCGUCAUCAGAAGCAGAAGCCUCUUCGGGCGGGUCCGGGGACGAGAGUGGAAGCGGUAGCGAUUGAAACCACAAUGUACUUACUAAAUAAAAUUAUGUUCUGCUGUUUAGUUAUUACUAUACUGUAGUCUUUAUCAAGAAUAUUUCGUUAUUUCCCAUGGUGUUGACAUUUCAUGGGGGAUUUGACCAUAGAAUGUUGAAUGAGCUUUGAUUUGAUUCUUAUACCCAAGAACUGAGGCACUUGUCCCACCGGCAACGAUUAACGAGUAACGAGUAGAGCUAGAACUAGAAACGAGUUAGCGAGAUGCGGGGAGCGAGUGCGUAGUUCCGAUAUUUGUGUAGCUCGGCUAUAAGCGAGUGUGCGAGUGAGGCGGGCGAUUGCUCGCAUCACUCGCUCGCUAGAUACGCACUGUAGAGAGAAAUGACCACUGGUUGCUCUCUCGGCGUGAGUUCUAAUCGCUUGGCGAGUGUCGCCGAGCGAGUGUUAUCUUCCAUAGCUCAUGUCGCUUAGCGACAAACUAGUGAAGCGAGUGCUCGCCGGCAGUGUGAACAGUCAGCGAUCAUCUAUUUGUAUAUGCAUCUCUUUUAUUCACACGGAAAGUAUAUCUAUUGUACGUUUCUUGAGCGAGAAAAUAGCCGAUAGUUAGUCGUUUUCUCGUCUUUGGUGGGACAACUGCCUCAUACACUUUUUUUGUUAUUUCUGUUGAGUGAAGGUUGUUACAUGCAGAUUUGUAAUACUUAUAAAUGUACAGUGGAUCUUGUAUUAGCGAAAUAUUUCAUACUAAUUGUUAAACGACACUAACAUACGUGUUUGUCAUCAAUCAUCCGUACUGAUAGGUUUAACUAAAAAAAAUAACGUUUCUGCAAAGUAACGAAUAGGAGCAAUCUAUAAUCAAAUUAUUAUCAAUUGUUUAUUACGCGAUCGAAAUAAAGACGGCCUUGAAUGCGAUCGAUAUCAAGUGAAGUCAAUUUUGAAACUCAAGAGGCAAUAUAAACUGAAGUUAUUAUUUCCACCGCAUUAUUAUAUCAUUUAGAAAACACGUAAUUUUCUAAAUAUGUCCACCUAUGCGCUUGCGCAAUCUUGCAUCUUCCCUCCCUUAUUUGUUAUUAGAAUUUCCAUAAGUCCUAUGUAACACAAUGUAUGUGAUAUUAUUAUAUGUAUUAUGUAUUUCCCAAAUCAAUUGAUGUGUGAUUCGUAAUUAAUGUGUGUUAUGUGAAAACAAAUCCUUGAUGAAUAAGUAAAUGUAAAUAUAUUCGUAAGAUCAUUUGUAAUUGUGUUAAAUUCGUAUUGCCUGCGAUGUGUAUUGUAAGCCCCAGUUAGUUGUAAUUUGUUAGUUUAUGGUAUUUUUAAUAUAAGAUUAUAUUUUUA
Messenger RNA from Helicoverpa armigera (cotton bollworm), 3636 nucleotides. It is a transcript of the gene Ssrp, whose product is annotated as FACT complex subunit Ssrp1. Gene Ontology annotation, molecular function: histone binding; DNA binding; nucleosome binding. Lineage: Eukaryota; Metazoa; Arthropoda; Insecta; Lepidoptera; Noctuidae. The coding region runs from base 163 to 2334 and encodes 723 amino acids. Gene Ontology annotation, biological process: regulation of chromatin organization. The transcript has 13 exons. Gene Ontology annotation, cellular component: nucleus; FACT complex. The record is from RefSeq and is a predicted model, not a curated record.